AUGUCGACUAUGCCACCACCUUCGUUCGCCUCAGUCUCCCCCGAUCUGCCCACACCGCCGGCAGCCAGCUCAUCGACCAACCGCCACAGCUUGGCCCACCUUCUGUUCAGCCUGCUGCAGCUCGGGAGCAUCCUGGUGCUGGCACUUUCGCUACUCGCGCCAGUGCCCUUCGAUUUGCACUGGAGUGUACUGAGGAUCAACGUCAUCUCUUCCCCUCGGCCCCUUGCCAACUCGUCCAGCGGCAUCUUGAUCCCGCCUGCUUCCGGGGUUGUGAGCGUACCUCUUCCCAACAGCGCAACCGCGCUCAGUAGCACUGCGACUCCCAUCUCGACUUCGACUGCUGGACCGCCCAACGCGACCAAGGAGCUGGCGGUUCCGGCAAGGGAGCCGAAUGCGAGCAGCGAUCCUCCCGGGGCCUCUGAGACGGCCCCGACUACCAGCGACAAGCCGGCACGACGAAGGAAGAGGAGGUCAACCUCCCACCACUUGGCGGCUCCUCGCAUGGCCUGA
This is a messenger RNA of Pseudozyma flocculosa PF-1, 510 nucleotides long. RefSeq lists its product as uncharacterized. Lineage: Eukaryota; Fungi; Basidiomycota; Ustilaginomycetes; Ustilaginales; Ustilaginaceae. The transcript has a single exon. The coding region runs from base 1 to 510 and encodes 169 amino acids. The record is from RefSeq and is a predicted model, not a curated record.